GAGGGGCGUCUUUCGCGGUUUGACGGUAGUGACAAUGCCAGUGCCUCGCGAGCUAGUUGGAGUUGAGGGCGACGACGGGAUCGAGAAGUAAGAGAGGACGAGCUGUGUGCCAACCCUGGCCCCGGCUGAUCGCGUAGUGUCUAGUGUGACGAGAUGACGGGUGCGCGGAUGAGACCCGCGCUCGUCGUGGGCCUCCUCCUGAGCUUUCUAGCCGUUGUCUUACGAGGAGUGCAAUGCGAAGACGAGCAGGUACCAUCCGAGGACCUUUGUCGACCGUACAUCGAGAAGGCGCUCAAACAUCUCGGCACAGGAUCUUUGGAGCAGACCAGUGCAGAGGUCGGAACCGAGAUCGACCAAGAGGACGAUCUCGGAGGUGAUGAAGAAGCAUCACCUACUAGCGAGGAAGCCGACGAGGCAGCAGACGACGUUUCGAAAGAAGAGACUGACGAUCAGGAGGGAUCGGUAGAGGAAAGCGCGGAAGCGGCUGCUGACGAGAGUAAGGAAGUAAUCGAAGAGCAAACUGAUGCUAGCGAAGAAAAAGCACAGGAAAUAGCCGAAGAAGAACAAAGUGAAGAAGACGCGACUGAUAAAAGUGUCGAAAUUAGCACCUUUGAAGAAGAAGAAGCAGAGAAAGCUGAGGGAGCGUCCACUGAGGCAACUGAAGGCGAGGGAGAACAAACCGACUCCUCCGAAAAAGUAACAGAGAGCGAAGAAGCGAAAACUGAAGAAGAUGAUAAGCUCGACGAAGAAAAAUCUGACGAAGAAACAAAAGUAAAAGACGAAAAAUUCGAGGAAGAGGGAAUAGACGACGAAGCAAAGUCCAAAGAAGAAAAGGAGGAAACCGAUGAAUCGCAAGCUGAAGACGAGGAACAAGAAGAAUCCAAAGAAGCCACUGAAGGAGAGGUUGAGUCUAAUGAAGAGGCAGAAAUUCAACAAACAUCCGCGGAAGCCAGUGAAGAAGUUGAAGAAGAAUCUGAUAAAGAAGAAGUUGAGAGUAAAACUGAAGACGGUGCCGAAUCGACUGAAGAUCAGACGGUAAGCGCUGAGGAUGAGAAAAGUGACAUUGAGGAGAAGGCUCAGGAUGAAAGCGCUGAAGCUGAGAGUGAAGAAAAAGACAAAGAAAGCGCAGAAGAUACCGAAACAGCAGAUUCCGAAGAUGUAGAAGAAGAAACAAAGUCAGAAGAAGCAGAGGCAAAAUUUGCUGAAGAAGAAACAGAAGAAGAAGAGGGUACAACAACAUCUGCGGAAGAAGAAACGAAAUCCGAAGAAACUGAAACAAAAUCCAUAGAAGAGGAAGACGCGAAGACUGAAGAGGAAGAUGGAAAAUCGAAGGAAGAGGACGCAGAGUCCGAAGAAGAAAAUGAAAAUGUAAAAUUGCGUGACAAACGAGAAAUCGGUGAAGAAGGCGCUGAAGGAGAAUCUUCUUCUGGCGAAUCUACGGAAGAAGUUGCCAGUGAUGAAGAACAAGAACCAACUCCAGAGGAGGAUCUGAUUCAAGAAAUCGAAAUUCCGGAAAAUCUUCGACCCAGAGAUCACAUUAACCAAUUGUUAAAACUGGACGAAGAAAAUGAGGGAAAAGAGAGAGCUAUACAAAGAGAAGCUGAUAUUAUUCUUAGGGAUUUGAAGAGACUCUAUGAUAACGCUAUAAAGCCGUUAGAGACUAUGUACAAGUACAGAGACUUGAGUAAUAGGCAUUUCGGAGAUCCUGAGAUAUUCUCCAAGCCACUAGUGCUAUUUAUGGGACCGUGGAGCGGCGGGAAAUCGUCCAUCAUUAAUUAUCUGCUCGACAUCGAAUACAAGCCAAUGUCACUGAGGACAGGUGGUUUGAGAAAGUGCUUAGAAGAGCAUUGCAAAUCGCCAAAUGGAAAAAAUGACACAGGAGCCGAGCCAUCACCAGCCUACUUCAACAUAAUAAUGCACGGAGAGGAGGAGGAGGUUCUUGAUGGCACCCAGUUGGCCGCCGAUUGGACUUUUUCGGGAUUGCAGAAGUUCGGACAGGGUCUACUAGAUCGUCUCAGAGGCCUGCGACUUAAUAAUAAGUUGCUAGAAAAGGUGAACAUUGUCGAGAUUCCGGGUAUUUUAGAAAUUCGAAAGCAAGUUCAACGGUUAUUUCCCUUUAACGAUGCGUGUCAGUGGUUCAUCGAUCGAGCAGACAUAAUAUUUUUGGUUUACGAUCCCGCCAAGUUGGAUGUCGGUCCCGAAACCGAGGCGAUUCUUGACCAGUUAAAAGGAAGAGAAUAUCAGACCCGUAUUAUCCUUAACAAAGCCGACCAGGUAAAACCCGAAGAACUAAUGAGGGUGCAAGGCGCCUUAAUCUGGAAUAUAUCACCGCUCAUGUCAAGCGCGGAGCCGCCAAUAAUGUAUUCCACGUCGUUAUGGUCAUUACCUUACGAGGCUGGUGCGCCUAUCAGGUUGUUGUACGCUCAAGAACGCGCAUUUCUUCGCGACCUACGUUCCGCUAUAAACAAGAGAGUUGAGCACAAGAUAGCAAGCGCCAGAAGAUUCGCCGUACGAGUACGUAAUCACGCUAAAAUGGUGGACUGUUACCUGACGACGUAUUACAAUCACAAGACGUUCUUCGGCAACAAACGGGAGAUCAGCGAUAAGAUCAUCGAAAAUCCACAGGACUAUCAUAUCUACGAAGGCCUCAGCACUCUCACGAAUAUAUCACGCUACGAUCUACCAGAUCCGGAUGUCUACCGUGAUUUCUUCCGACUAAAUCCACUUUAUGAUUUCCAGCUGUUGAGCUCUACAUGCACAUAUUUCCGCGGCUGUCCGAUCAACAGGCUUGAUGUAUCUAUCGCCUACGAUCUACCUGAGUUGGUAGGCAACUAUAAGAAGUCGGUAGAGGCGGUGUUGCACGAGAGCGAAGGUAAAAGUCCACCGAGUUGAGUGCGUAUCCGCGUUCCAGAACGGAGCUCUUGAUACCAUGUGAAAUACGGACUGGCGAUAAAGCGACGUUUACCUCUGCUAGACCGAGAAGAAACACUCAGCCUGUAGCCGAAAUGCCUUGGUAGCUUAAAAAUGCUCGAUGAUGGUGAACGAGCUGAAAAACGUGGUCCGAUAUUUGAGAUGGUACCAAGGAUUUUCUUCUUGAAACACAGGCAACUAUAGAUCGCGCUAUCCUCGCAAGUUGUAUUCGAGCUGCUCUAAUGACAAGAAAUCGGUUUGCAAAAGAAGCUGACGGUCGCGAAAGCAACGGAAGCGGAAAGGCAUGGAGUUUUGAAGUAUGAAAAUUUGGAGGUACCAUCACUUGAACGGGCGAAUAACGCCAUAUAAUUUCUAGAUCCGAAUAGUUUAACCUCGUCCUUCACAACAUAUGACACAAUGUGAAAAAACGUGAACAUGCUGUGGAGUGUGAUAUCACGAAUUCAGUGGUCGAAACACUUCCUCGGUUGCAGAAGAAGAGCAAGUGUAUUGCUUGUGUCUGGUAAAACAAUGCUAGUGCUACCAUUCCGAUCCAAAAGCGGACAGUGAGAGUUUCUCUUUGAAUUUAUGUGUUCAGAUAUCAUAUCGAUUCGGCAAAAAUUCGAGGCUUCGGUGCAACAAUAGCUUAUCUUACUUCUCUAGAUAUUUAAAAAAAUUAUCAAAAUUUAGAGAAUUUAAUCAAAAUUCGAGAUAAAUUUUAACCAGGGAUGUAAAACCGGAUCAUAAAAUUGCCGGAUAUCGGAUAUUCGGAAAGAAUGCGACACCGGAUAUCCAAUAUCAGGUCAAAUAUCCGGUAGGACAAUUAUCCGACUGGAUAGCGGAUAUUUUCCGGAUAUCCAGUAAAAUUUUUCUAUUCUAUUUUACAAAAAAA
This is a messenger RNA of Mycetomoellerius zeteki, 3799 nucleotides long. Its product is annotated as sarcalumenin. The coding region runs from base 154 to 2892 and encodes 912 amino acids. The transcript has 11 exons. The record is from RefSeq and is a predicted model, not a curated record. Lineage: Eukaryota; Metazoa; Arthropoda; Insecta; Hymenoptera; Formicidae. Gene Ontology annotation, molecular function: GTP binding.